AUGAAAUUUGUCUUUGCCUUGUUCUUCUUUGUCGCCACUGUCCUUGCUCUGCCUCAAAAUGAAACCGGAAAUGUUUGUGCGAGCAAACAAACCGUGGUGUGUAAAUCACAAGGAGACGGUGGUCUAAUCGCACUAGGCAACGUUCUGCCUGGUGCAUUAGGUCAAAACUGCGCUGCUGGUGACGUCUACUGCUGCUCUUAUGACGACGUUCAACAGGUAGCUCGACAGUCUGGCCUUGUGAACUUAGAUGUAGAGGCUCAAUGUACUCUUAAUCGUGUUCUUUAA
Molecule: messenger RNA, 285 nt
Organism: Penicillium subrubescens
Lineage: Eukaryota; Fungi; Ascomycota; Eurotiomycetes; Eurotiales; Aspergillaceae
Exons: 2
Coding region: 1-285 (94 amino acids)
Source: RefSeq, a predicted model, not a curated record